This is a messenger RNA of Saccostrea cuccullata (small rock oyster), 3833 nucleotides long. RefSeq names its product titin-like. The transcript is spliced from 5 exons. The coding region runs from base 11 to 2710 and encodes 899 amino acids. The record is from RefSeq and is a predicted model, not a curated record. Lineage: Eukaryota; Metazoa; Mollusca; Bivalvia; Ostreida; Ostreidae.
UUCUACCAAAAUGUCUGUUGAGGUGGAUUCAAUAGUACCCAGGGAAGGAUCCCUGGAGAUCAGCUUGAAAGAAGAGAAAGAGUUUAAGGAGGUGGACUCGGAUGCUGAUUCUGAUUUAUCUGACCUUCUCAAUCAGAACGGCUCAUUCACUCCAGGGGAUGACAAAACUGACCACCAUAUUCCUAUGAACCUGCUGGAUGGUGAGAUAGAAGAGAGUGGGGAUAUACAGCUUUUGUCUCACAGCACCUCUGUCCAGUCCCCCACAUCUCAGGCAGACUCAGCCUUCGAGGACAUGGUCAACUCCAACCAGGUCAGCCUCAGCAGUACCCUGGAGGAUGUCAAGGACGAGGUCAUCUCUGACACUGUGGAGCAGGUCAAGGUCACUCUGGCCGAAAGUGAGCCAACUUCUGAGUCCUUGCCCUCAGAUGAGAUCAGUGUUACUAAGAUAGAAGCCAAGCCAGAGUUUGUUCCCAUUGCCUCUGAAGUCUCCUACCAGACUCAUUCAUCCUACGUAACAGAGGUACCUAACACAGAGACCAAAGUUUUUGUUAAAAAGGCCCAGCAGUUUUCAGAGACUGUGAAUCAGCCCCCCAAGAUGACAAUCCGAUCCACGUCCAAGGAGAUGUCAGACGAACACCUCCAGAAGGUGGACGGAGAGAGGAAGGCGGUCAUCAGUCAGUCCAUGGUCAAGAGGAGGGGCAUCACAGAGUUUGCAGUGGUCUCAGCCAAUGAUGAGAGUAAGCAAGCAGACGUCAAAAGCAGUGUUGUGUUAGAGGCAAAUGACCAGAAAGAUCUUCCUUCACCAGUGAAGUCCAAAGGUACACCAAUAAACUUUGAUGAAGUACCUCCCAAAGUAGACCUUUAUAGUCAGAAUGUUGUACAAGAGGAUGGAAAUACAGACACUGUAAACAGGGAGUCCAUAGCAGACUUAAACUCCACCAGGAAACAGUGGGAGACCAUCCUACAGAGUUCUAGCAAAUCUGAGCCAAGUCCCGCGAAGGUAACUCCCAAGAAAUCGAGCACACCAGUCAAACACUGGGAGGUGAAACUUCCGUAUAAACCCAAUCCGUCUUCCAAAGUGAUUCCUCAACCAGAAGUCGAAGACACACAGCCAAGAAAACCAUUCAAAAUGGAGGAAGACCCUUACGCAAAUGAAAGUGCAAUUGAACGUGAAAUUCGUCUGGCAAAUGAAAGAGAGGAGAUGCUGCGCAAAGAACAAGAAGAACGCAUGGAACUUGCCAAACGACAGAAUGCCUCAAAAAAUCAGGUCAAUACGAAAAUGUUUGAAAAUGAAAACAACAACACGGAGUUCAAAACAAUGUACCACGAGAUGACAGAGGCUGAUCGGGGAUCCGAGCUUCAGAAACGGGAGACAUUGAUUCAACAGGAAAUAGAGGAGCAGAAGGAGAGAGAGGAGGCACUGACAACAAAAGCCCCGCCGGCUGUCACCCCUCAGGUUGAAGAGAACCCAGAUAGCAGUAGAGAGAGUCUCAUUGCCAAGGAAAUUCGGCUCCAGAAGGAACGAGAGGAGGAAAUCGCCAAAAGACACUCUCUGAAUAAAGAGCCAGAAGUAAAGGAACCAGAACCGGAAAAGGUAGAACCAGUUUCACAAGAACCAGAAAAAAUGGAGGCACCAGUGACAAACAGUAAGCAAGUCACAUAUGAAGAGGCAAUUCAGGAACCUUUUCAUCAUGAAGGAGAGAGUCUUAUUGCAAAGGAACUACGCGAGGCAAAAGAAAGGGAGGAGGAAAUUCGUAGGAUGAGAGAGCGAAUGCAUGGAGGCAGCAAGCCUAGUCCUGCUCCUGAAGCAACCAACAAACAACCACCACCACCCAAAACCCCUACACAAGAAACUGUGAAAAAGACAUGGCAACUAUCUCCAAGUGUUCAAUCCCCCAAAGUUUCUAGUCACACCCCUUCACGCUCAGUUCGUGUUCAGCCCAUUGCAGACUCGGCAGAAGAGGAUGAAACAGACUCCAAACCAGUGGAAAGGAAGGAAACUCCUAUUGAACGUGAAAUCAGAAUAGCAAGAGAAAGGGAAAAUGAACUGAGGCGUCAGAAAGGACUGCCAUUACUUUCUGAAGUCGUCAAACCAGCAGGGGACGAUGUCUCGGAAAAGUCUUCAGUGAAUGAAGAACCUGUGUCAUAUAACUACAGAAACAAGGUCAACACUGCAGAAGGAACAAAGUCCAUGAGAAACUUUGCAACAUCACGGCUACAAAACGAAAUUUUAAAACAGAAAGAAAGGGAACACAAGCUUAGAGAUGAGGGAAAGAUUAUCUCAACUUCUGAGGAACACAUAGGGACAUUAAAAUAUGCAGAAGUUGCUGGCAUUCCUAAAAAUGAAGGACCAGUGAAAAGAAAUUUUGUAACAAGGAAAAGUACAUCAAGCCUUCCCCUCCCUGGGGAUAGUCCAAGUUCAUCAAACACCCCCUCCGAAAACGGUGAUGUGGAACCCCCAAAGAUGUCCCCACAAAUCAGCAAGGAAGAGCCAGUCAAGUACAAAAGGCCAACUGUCAAAACUGGUGGAGCCUCUUUUUCAUACAGGGAAUCUAGAAAUCAGGCCGAGUCCAAAAUCGAGAAAGAACUGCGGGAGAUGAGGGAGAGAGAGGAGGAACUAAAGAAAUCAAGAGGGGGAACACUGAGCCCACCUACGAGUCCGAGAGACAAUAAUCUCAGCAGUCGGAAGGCCCAGUUUGAACAGGUGUGAUCAGUACCCAGACUACAACAAGGUCAACACCACCAAUAGCUGUGGGCGAAUGAGUCACAUGAUUCAUGUCACAUGAUCUCUUUAAAUUGUCAAAGCUUGGUGAAAAAUAUAUUCAAGACCAUAUUGGUUUAUUACCUUGCUUCAAUACAAAUAUCAAAAUUCUUAGCAGUUUUAAUGCUGUUAUGAAUCGAUGAAAUGAAGAAGAGCUGUAUGACUCUGUGAUAUACUUUAUAUUUUUUUUUAAAUAUCAAACUGAACAAAAAAGAGAUGUACGUAGUCACUGUGGUCAGAUUGUUACAAUAUUUUUACUGCCACAAAUAUCAAAUAAUGGAAAUGGCUUUUUUACUGAAUGAGGAGGAAAUAUUUGUACAUAGAUUUUAUUAUUUUUUUGAUUUCCAUAUAUUGUGUAAAUGAAUAUAACAGUAUUAUCACACAAAUAUAAUUAUGCUUAAUUUUUGCAAAACAUAUAUUAUGUAACAUAUGGGUUAUAAUAUAAAUAUAUCAACUGUUAUGGAAUACAAAAAGUUGACAAAUAUUUCUUGUUUGCUUUGUGAGUGUGAAUACUAUGUAUCCAGAAUAAUACUUGAGAAAGUAAUGAUCAUUUCAUUUCCAUUUGAGGCAAAUAAAGUACAUUUUCAUUUAUAGCUUGGACAUUCAUGAGAUAGUGACAUGCUUAAACUUGAGUCUCACAGUUUUGUCAAACAGACAUGAUGAAAAUGAUUUAUUACACGUGUACAUCUGUGUAUUUUUAGCAUCAGAAAAAUAGGUUCAUUUCAAUGUUAAACAGAAUCUCUUUCAAACAGGAAGUGAUGCAUUGGCCAUCUUGUCAUUUGUCAACAAUACCUGUAGUCCAAAAUAUUAGUGAAAACAUUCUCCAUUUUCAGUGUUAUUUUUAUAGCUUUUUCAAGUUUCAUAUUUAUUCAGAGAAAAAUUGUGAUUUAAAUUUUUACAGACCCCAAUAUGAUGCUAAAUUUAUUUAUGUAUCACACACACUAUAUAAAAGUGUAAUAGUGCAAAUAAUCAAUCUUUUUAUUGCCAUGUUAUGAUAUUAAAAUAAUUAUAUUGUUAAUAAAAUGUACAAUGUAUAUGUUAUUUUUUAAAUAAAAUAUAUCUGCCACUAUAA